Molecule: messenger RNA, 8691 nt
Organism: Aedes aegypti (yellow fever mosquito)
Lineage: Eukaryota; Metazoa; Arthropoda; Insecta; Diptera; Culicidae
Exons: 10
Coding region: 368-8620 (2750 amino acids)
Source: RefSeq, a predicted model, not a curated record
UAAAUUUUGAUUAACGAUUUUGAUAACGCGUACCAAUUAUCUAAACUUGAAAAAAAAAAUCAAAUUCAGCUAUGAUUAGUCGAAUCACAUCAAUGGUGUAUAAGUGGGGCAAACAAUGGCUGAACAUUCAAUUGAUAAUGACAACUUGACAAGUGUGAACGACCUACAAGGCUUCCUGUUGAAAAGUUUCUAUGUGGCGAAAAGUUAUGAAUGAAAAAGUAUUAGCUUGUGUUGUGAUGGAUGCAUAUUUGGUUGAAAAUAAUAAACAACGCGUUGUGCUGCCAUAGUGUGUUAUGAAGGAUAGCGUAUCGUAAAAAGGUGUCCUUGGAUAAGUUUUCUUUUAUAUUGCAACGAUAAAAAAAACAUCAUGAAGGCGGACAACAGAGAUGGAAACUCUACUGCGACAACUGUGUAUAGAAUACUACAGAGUCCGGCGCCGAUCUGUAUGUUCUACUUCGCCCAUCCAUUUGGGAUCUCUUCACCGGCGGCCACUACUACUGCGUCCACUUCGGCCAAGGCGUCAAUCCCUUCGAAAGCACCCAAAGCCGAACAAAGUCGCAAACCGGUCCCAUUGCCAGCGCCAAAAUAUGAACGUCAACCGUCUAGGACGGAAAUAGUUCGACAAAGGGCCGAUUCUCGGGACGAACCGACGAAACAGAAUUGCAUGGCAGUGCGCUAUGAUAAACCGCCGCCAAAGACGCCCGCAGCUGCCAAGUCCACGGCGGGAAAUCGCGCCAAGUUGAAAAAGUCCAAAAAUAGUAAUAAUGGAGGGACUCCCGGCAAGAAAACGCCGGUGCCGAAUGGUGGCCAUCGGGUAAGUCGAACUCCGCUGACAGUGAAACCGCACGCCAAGACGCCCAAACGGCCAAAUGCAAUCGAGCUUGACAAGCGGCUGACACCGUUGACGCCUUGGCCCAGCACCAUUUGGAACAGGGACUUCUUGAUUCCGCCGCUGUUGCAAGUGCUCGCGAAACAGCACGGUCGCAAAAUACCUGACAUCGAGCAAAUUUUGCGCACCGUUCGCUCCGCCUGGAAUACUCCGAAAUCUCAGCGAUCACUUUCACAAAGCCAAGACAGUCGCGACUCAUCCUCGUCCAACUGGGACCUAUCGAGCACGUGCGAUAGCUACUACUGUGACCAGGGACGCCGCCACAGGAUGGGUGCCGGGACAUAUGCCACCGUGAUGGGCUCUGGUCCGGGACUGUUCCGGAGGCGAUAUUCCGUGCCGGAAAUCAUCAUGAGGAAACAUACCCUAUCCCAGCAAAAGUCUUACGACGAGCCGCCGCACGAUACCAACCACAACAACAUCGUGCUGACCAACAAAAACUUCUACCCUUCGCCCUCCCCCAAACAUCAUCAGCAGCAACAACAGCAACCCCAAAUUCAGCAGAAGGGUGGCGUCGGUGGGCCAAUGACACGCUCCCAAAGCAAGGCAUCCCCAAUCCUGCAGCGCAAACAUCAGCCACCACAGCAGUCGCCGGUUCUAGUUCACCGGAAAUCGAUUACGAGGGCGGGUAGCAGCGUGGAGAGCGGAUGCGGAAGCGGGGAGUUCAACACGCUGGCUUCAACCGGCUCGGAGUCCAAUCUGGCCGUUUUGAAGCGCCAGCCGUCCUCGCCAGGUGGUAUUAGUCGUAGCCAAAAGUGUAGUAGUGUCAAUGGUAUUAAUAGCAAUGGUAACAAUAAUAACAACUAUAUUGUUGGUCAUCCUGUCGGUAUCAGCGUUGGGGUCAGUGGGUUGGGUGGCGCAGGUGUCCCGGGCGUGGGUGGUGGUGGGGGAGACUAUUCGAUGAGAAAAUCGACCCUUCUGCGGCGGAUGUGGAGUAAAGAAAUGAGACGGUACGACCGGUCUGGCAGUUGGUCACCACCGCUAAGACGGACACCACGUCGAAUCUACAGCAUUGAAAAUAUCCUUCCACCGGAGGGUGGACUCAGCGGUGGUGGUAGUGUUAGUAGCGACGGAAGUUGUGUCACAACCACGGCAACCUCGUGUAAGGAAUGUGCGAAGCUGGAAAGUCAGUACAAUAUUAACGCUAGAGGUGGCAAGUUGUCUGCUAAUGAGUCGCCGAAAAGGUUGAGACUCACGGGUUCAUUGAAUAAUAUUAACCUUCAGAAGGGCGACAGCGUAGAAGCUUUGAGUCGAACCAGCACACCUAACAAUCGAAACCAGAUAUCCAGUGAGGGCCUGGUGGAUGACAGUGCGAGUGUGAUAAGCAAAAGUUCGAAACCGGAAGUUUCCAGUACGACUGGAACCAUAAAUACCCCUUUGAUACAGCGCAAGAAAGAGGUCGUCCAUGACCGAUCCAAGCGGAACUUCAUCUUCAUGAGCGCCAACGAAACAGUAGAGCUUGACGAGGCAGAUCUUACCAGCAGUACUUCCUCCAUAGCGUCCCAAACAUUUGUCCGACCAGCCGGGAGAGCUGGCAACACUGGCACUAUCCUUGAAGCGAGCGAAGAGGGUACGCUAAUCGAUAACGACGAACACGAACGCGAACGUGACGACGGUGAUGACGGUCGUAGUACGAUUCUGAACGCGCACGAUAACGAAAGUGAUAUCAGUGAAUUCCUCAAAGAGGAAGCUCGUGCAUCGAAAGAUGAUUAUCAAGAUUAUCGGGAAGCUGCUGCUGAGCGCAAUUGUGAUACUGAUGCUGAUGUUCAUUCUCGAAAACGUGCUGAGAUUAUUGGUCACGGUGCAGCACCAAGAAGCACUGCUGUGAAGGUCAGAGAGAUAGGCGAAGGACAAUUCCCACUGAAGAAGCAAAUCGCGCGAAAGGGUAGCAAUGCAAGCAGUAGUGCAGUUAGUGUUUCCGCUGAUAGUACCGACAGUGAAAGUGUUUUCGUAGACGGUCAGGAUAAUUUCGCGAGUGAUGAAAAGAACUUGACGAAAGAGGAAAUUUUGAAGAACGAAGAACGGUUGGAUGAAUACAUAUCAAAUUUGCUGGUCGACAAUUUGAAUAAUUUGCUGGAUACGAAAGAACUCAUUACCAAUGGUUUUGCAAACUCUGACCAAAAGAAUAAUAACCAAAGUAUAGAAGAAAUCAAAGCGAAAGAUCAAACGGAUAGUGACACGCUAGGUGCCGAGGUGAUGAAGCACAAAGGGACUGAAAAGUACAUAGGAGGGGGCGGUGGAGUGGUGUGCAAUUCCCCUCCGGAUUCGAGUAGCAAACUCAAACAGCAUCAGAACACCACGGACAAGGAUAGCGAAAAAGAAAAUGAAGACUCAAUGAAUAACAAUCGCUCUGAUGAAGGCGCUAAAAUUUCAAUCAAUUACGUACGUAAGAAGAAAGGUCUCGGCGAGAAGCAGUCAAACUCCAACGGCUUCUACCUCGCAUCGAGAAAUGGCUCGCGAGAUUCAGAUGGACUUCCGUCGGAAAUCGACCUGAAUGGGAAGUACUACUUUCCAUCCUACGGUAUCGAGGCAGAUCCCUCUGAUCACACCGAUAUUGCAUCGGAGCCCGAAGUUCAAAUAAUCAGUAAGAUUGGAUUGGGGUCUGUCUAUCGAGAGAACGCCAACGGGAGAUGUACAAUAGUUCCUCGCAUAUCUGCGCUCCCACGAACGGAAUCAAUGGAAGUGCAACCCUCAUCAAACUCCGCUGAAGAAUUUGACGAUCUACCGGAAAAUAAUGGGUCCGAUUCGGAUACGCCAAGCCUUGUAGACAGCCUGGACGAAGUAGAAAUAACUCCGCGGAGAAAACCCGAACGAAGGAAGUCUCGUGCAACGCCAUCUCCUGCUCCUGUAUCGACAACUCCAGCCGCUCCCACCGCUGAAUCGACUACCAAAUCCGAGUCAACCAGUUCGGACAAAUCACCGCGACACGAAAAAGGCGAAGCGUUUUUCGUACCCAUACAGGAUACAACUGUGAUAAUCGACGAGCACAUUGUAGUUGCCGAUACGAUGCCCUUGAGGCUCAAGGAGCGAUUGAACAAUCGUCAACGAUUGAUGAUCUGGAGGAAAGAACAGGAAAAUCUCAAGAAGCAUCGUAAGGCGAUGCGAUUGAUCGAGCAGCGCAAGUUCUAUGGAGAACCAGCUAUUCAAGUGAUCAGUACCAUCGAUCGAGCAAUCAGUCGGAAAGAGUACAUUCCCCCGGCAGAGAAGAAGCGAGUUUUCGGACAAGCCCCGACGUUUACUCCCAAAACACCAAAAGCGAAGAAAAAAAGUAACGCUAUGCGCACGGAACUCGGCAUGCUCGAGUCGUACAAAAUCGAUGCCCGAGGGAAUAUGCAGAUUCAGAAUGCUGCAGCGGCUAGCACAUCAACCGGAAGUGCUAGCAGUUCGAAGAAGGUUUCCAAGAGCCCGUGGGGCCAAGCGGCUGAGCGUAGACAAAAAUCCAGCAGCGACGCACAAUCUGCACCGGUAUCUUCCAAGUCUUCAUUCCAACCGACGACGGCUACGACAACUACGUCGUCAAAAACACCCAAGAAGACACCAAUUGAUGUCAGAAGAAAACACGUAUUGAAGGACGUCCAGCAAAUGACUCUGUACCCUCACGCUGAUCUCACUCCUGAUAUCGAAGGAGGUCCAAGGCGCGUAUACCAGAAAACAGAGAUUCAGGAAGGUGAUAAGCACAUAGAGAUCUUGGAAAUUGUGGAAUGUGCCGACAGUGCUCCUCGCAGAGUACCUCGGGUUAGAAGUGCCGGUAGUCGAUCAGGACAUAACAAAUCUCGCAUUCCUGUUCCUAUCUACAGAUGGGGGCGAUACAGAAGAAGUGCCUACUCUAGAGAAAAUAGCCCCCUGUCUACCUCUGGAAGUAAUCCUAAAGUAGAUCGCAUGAUCGCUGAUCUGCUGAUCGAAGCCUUGGCUAAUCCAGAUGACGUCGGAGUCAAGCUCAUUAAAUCUCCAGAAGAUCUGAAAGACAAAUCCAAACGAUCACCAUCGAAUCGUAAGAAUAUCGCCUCAAACAGCUCGACUCCCCGACGAUCGGCCAACAGUGGCAAAUAUACGCAGCGUUUCGAAGUAAUUCCGGAAGAAAGGAGCAGUGUUUCGAUCUCGUCAUCAAACGAAGAACUUUCCUCGGCUCGAAAGAAGCACGCUUCUCCACGUCGCGUCAGCUUCGAUGAACACCACAAAAUCCUCAACGUUGACGAAUUCGAACCGAAAACCUCUAAGUUAUCGACGAAGCCUGCCGCGUCACCAAAGCAAUCUCCGAAGCCAUCGCCCAAAAAGAGCGCAACAGCUCCAACUGCCACACCGUCACCAAAAACAUCUGCCCUGAAAAAGGGCUCAACCACCUCGAAUGCCCCAACCACCACCAGCCGGGGCAAGGCAGCCAUCCAAAGCGAUGUGGUCGAAGAAAAAGGCUGGAUAGGGUUCAGCACCCAGCACGAGGACGAAGCCACCCCAGUCAACGGCGCAGAUGAUGAAGACGUUCACCGUUCACCAGUUGUGGUGAACGGAGCACUAGAAGUCAAUGGCCAUCACCAUUCGAACCUAACCGCAAAACAGCAUGAGCGUAGAAAUAUUGUAAAAACCAUCGUAACUGGCAACAUUGCACGCAACAGUGAUAGCAGAGUUAUACGGCAUGACACCCAGAAUCACAUUGUUGAUCACUUCCAUCACCAUCAAAGUGUAAAUAUCAGUGUUACACCGGCGACAUUGACCUCUGGGUCAGUAGUGUCUGUUGAUCAUAUAAGGUCGACUGCUGCUACAGUCGGAUCGAACAAUAGUUGCAACAACGAUUCCAUGUUAAUGGUUGGACAAUCUAUGCGUAGUAAUGGCAACCAGCUAGCAAUUACAACCUACUCCAACGGAUGUAACCGUAAACUGACCAGUGGUGAAUUUUCAGACGAAUCCUGUUUCACCGACAGUCUCAAUGUGAAACCUUCACCACAAAUACACGAAGAAACAAUGUCUCGAUCCCGUGAACUCGCCAUCCCAGUGCAGAUCGAAAAAGAAAUAAUGUCUGCCAAGCACGGAGGUCACAACGCCAACGAACUGAAAUCCACGGCCGAAUCAGUAAAAGAGGUAAACGUAGACAACCCUUGUGAUUGCAGCGAAUCAUUGUAUCCCUAUCACCAGAUUCGAGAGGAAAAUGCAUGGCAUGUCUACGAAACGGCCGAUUGUAAGGUUAUACAGUCCAAGAUAGAGUACUACGAAACGUCUAUCCACCGGACACCGCUCACAGAUAACAACCAUCAAAGCUUAUUCGGUCAACUAACCGAUAGAUCACCUGGAUCGCUACGAUCUGCCAUUUUGAAUGCUACUUUUGACAACCAUGAACUUGUACGGCACGAACUGAAACCAGAUGAUCGGACAAACCUCACAUCAUCCGACACACUCGAUAGCCACCAUAUCCCCGCCUCUAUAGCAAUAAGAACUCCAGCGAUUAGUGAAGAAGCCCCAAAAACUUCAGAAACUUGUAGCAGUUGCUGUUUCUGUAACCCCGAGCUACACAAACACAACGGAAACCCAUCUGAAACAUGUUUCUACUGCCAAGCUAAAGCACAAACUCCAAGUAAAACCUUCCCUGCCCCUCCAACCCCACCCAACAUACAAAUGUCUCCUGUUCCUCCCUCUCCCAAAACGCCAAUCAUGGAACUAACUCCAACCCCUUCCCUGCAAGAAAUCCCAAUCCCAUCUAACAAAACUCCACAACCACAAAAACCUCAAGACCCUUCUCCGCCAAACCCUUCGAAACAAACUCCCAAACACGUCCCCGUCGAACCCAUCCCCACACACGGCAUUAGUACCGCAUCGACCUCAAUCAACGGCCUGUACACCGAGACUACCAAAAAGACUGACCACACCCACACCAAAACCAAAAUCAAAACCUCAGACACUGUCAGUACAAAAUGCUCCACCACCAACGAAAAGAUCAAACGCUCCUACGUGCCAUCUACCGGCGACUCGGAAAAACUAGAAGAAGUCUCCAAAAAGCUCACCCGUAAAAAGUCCGAAACCACCGUGUUGAAUCGACCCAAGCACGUAAACAGCCUCAAUCGAGCGUCCAGCGUCGUGCACUCAGUUCAAAAGGAGGUCCAAAACCAGCUCAAAACCCCCAUCAAGAUUGUACCCAAGACAGCCAAAGAGCUCAGCAACCGUAAGGAACGGGACAAGCAGAUCACCUUGAAUCUGCCCCUGGAAAGCGAGUCCCCUAAGAAGCAUUCCAAGUCCAAAACCACCCUAGGAUUUGAGAAUGUCCCCAAACCCUCAUCUAAACCGCCCUGUGCUUCCUCGCAGAGCUACGAUGAAACCACGUCCUCAAGCUCAACAGAAUCCAGUCAGAACUCGAGUCCGUUCAAGAAGUGUGCUGCGCUACCGCCGGCGGCAACGCGCUGGAAGCACAAUAGCGAACGGAACCUCACCCAGCUGACCAUGCAGAAGAUCACCGCGGCAAGCAAAUGGGGCAACAAGUGGCGGAAAGCUGCCCGGCAGCACGAGAAUGAUCCCUCCUUGGCGGAGAGUACUCUGAGUCCUAUCCGAAGGCGACCAAGUGCAUCGCAGGCGUUGGACGAGUUAACGGGGGUGAGUGACUCACCGGUAAAGGUACCAACCGAGCGGACGCUGAACGGAGCGAGUGCAACGACGGCAGCAACCACAACGACGGCGCCAAGUGCAGCGGCUAUGCUGGCGGCACCCAGCAUCUUCAGUGGAAUCACCCAGUGCACGACCAAUCAAGGCUGGACGGUUACGGUGGCCGGAAACUACAACCCGGAAAUGGCGCCAGAUGUCGAGAUGAAGCUAAGCUUUCCCAAGCAAGGCAAUGCAUCGACCGGUAGCCAAGCCCUGGCCAGCGCAAGCAACAGGCGUACCAGCCAUCCCGUCGGCAACCCCAGCGGUCCCGAAACUAGUCAUCAGUCCAGUGCCAUCGCCGGCAAUCGAAAGCAAUACAUCGAGGAAGCCCAUCACAUUCCGGGUCGAGGCUAUGCUGGGGUGCAGGAUGAUGACAGCUACGGCGGAGUUAGCCGGGGUACGGCACGAGCGGCCUUACCGCCUUCAACAGGUUUGAACCCCAAGCGAACGCUGUCUCGAUCGGAUGGAACCGCAGGCGGCAAAGACUAUCGUCUUCCAAACGUUGGCACCGCGAACAACGUUACGGGAAGACAGAACGCAAAGAAAGCUAUUAAGCAGACAAUGGAAUGUAGCGUCGUGGCAUCCGCUACAACGAGAACCGUCGCCAACAAGUACCACAUGCUAUCCCAUCAACAUCAGCAGCAACUACACGAUCAACAGUCGUCGUAUCCCUCUCACCAUAACUAUAAUCCGUCUUCCUCAUCCUAUCACCACCAGCAGCAACAAUCAUCACCCUCAAUAGGAGCGACAGCAACGGCAACUGGUGGCGGAAUCCGCGGCGUCGGCGGAAGUAGACCACGUGCUACGUCCAUCCAAUCACUCCAUCCCUCAUUGCAAAAUGGCGGCGGUGGCAAGUACCCCUCAUCCAACACCACACACCAGCCGCGCUAUCAUGAUCAGCCUCCAUCCUUAGACUACGGAAAUAAUUCCUACACCAACCGGCGGAUGUCGCUGGAGAGUCCGCACGGUGGCCCCGGUCCCGUUGACCAUUUGUCCGUGAUGGGUAAUGCAAUCGCACCGGAACAUAAGCCGAAGGUACCCACGAUGAGCGAGCGGGAUCUCACGCGAAGGCAUCAUCCGUGCUACACGCGCAACAUGCCGUACUUUUCAUAAGCAAGAAAAGGGGAAAUCCGUUGCAGCAGUGUAAAAUCUACUUUCUGGUAUUGUGAAUCUAAAUAUAGGCA